Microthlaspi erraticum is the source of this 852-nucleotide messenger RNA. NCBI's taxonomy places the organism in Eukaryota, Viridiplantae, Streptophyta, Magnoliopsida, Brassicales, Brassicaceae. The record is from the annotation of a GenBank genome assembly.
AUGUCAGAAUCAUCUUCCUCUUCGCAUGUACCAAGUAGGUCUAUUAGCUUGCCUACAAGACUAAUACAUCCAAAAGCACAGAGAGUUGAAGAAGAGCUAAAGAAGAUUCAAGAUUUAAACUCUUCUUCAUCUGCUUCUUCUAGAAUUCAUCUAGGGCUUUCCCGGCUCGUCGAGCUCUAUGACUUUGUCAAUGAACAAGUCAUAUGUUCUCCACAAGGCCAACAAGCUCUUCGUCCUUCUCACAACGCUAAACUCGUGGAAGAUGCUCUUGAUGACUCAGUCUUGUUACUUGAUGUAACUGAUAUCACAAGAGACUUGAUAGGGACAUUCGUGGAGCAAAUCCAAGAUCUUCAAUCCACUCUACGUAGACGCGGAGGAGAUCUCUCGAUCAUCCAAUCCGACAUCCGUGCUUACAUUAGCUUUCAGAAGAAAUUCAAGAACGCAGCAGUUAGACAACUUAAAGCCCUUGCAAGAACACAAGCAAAGAAGAAAUCUCCGGUUGUUAAACGAUCCGGUGAUCUCGAUCAACAUUCUUCUAUGGUUUCCAACAUUCUAAGGCAAUCAAACAUGUCGACGAUCUCUGUUUUAAAGUCACUCUUGCAGUUUCUUUCUUCUUCUAGUAAGAGCCAGAAGAAGAAUGGUGAAAUCGGAUGUGUAGAGAACUCGAUGAUCCGUUCUUUCUACGGAAGAAUCGUCGGUAAGAAGAUUGUGAGGGUCAUUGAAUCGAAAACGAUGCUCGGGAGAUUAGCAAUGCUUAAUGUGAGUUUUGAAGCAAUUAAGGAUGAGUUAUGUUACUUAUCAAGACGACUUAUUCAACAUAGAGUGUCUCUUUUGAACAUUGUUACUCCAUGA